UAUUGCCUUUGAGAAACCACUGGGUUCACUUCAAACCCUCAACAGAUGUCAGACAGCCAAGUAUCUGCAUUCAGUUGAAAAUGGCUGCAUGGAGUGGAGGUGUGCAGGUUCCGGAUAAAAAACGUUAGGCGUCUCGAACAGGUUUCUUAUUUUUAGAAUGUCAUAAACAAGAAACAAAAAAAACCUCAAAUAAAUUGAAGAAAGGUGGUUAAAUGCGUUUCCAUUUUCAAAUCAGGAUGAGAUGGGCUUGGAGUAGUCUGUCAGAGAUCCUAAAGGCAAGUUAACCGUAUGAAUGGAAAAAGUAAAUUCUACAGGGUGGAGAGGGAAGGAACGGUUAGAAACAAAGCUCUUGCAGCACUAAAUUGCCUAAUAACAAAUAUAAGUACACUAAGUGAGUCUCCUCAUUGCCUUGACUUGCUAUUGAUCCUCCGAUCAGAUAAGGGUUGGUGUUUCCACUGAGUAGGCAAUGAAUAUGUCAGUGCCAUUGUGUCUGCGUUGUGUCGCUGAGACAUAACCUUUUCACUACAUAUCCCAGCAGCAAUCUCGGGGUGGACGUAAGACGCAGCUGUUACGCAGUGCCGUUACAGCGGCGGUCGCAGUCGCGGGAGAAGCAAGAUUUGUUGACAUCGUUCUGAGGUUUAUCCAAAGUUAAGACAGAGUUUUAUGCAAAGUUGAGAGUUUAAGCCGUCUGCUUUAGGUUUUCUUUACUGAGUAAGGGAAAGUGACUGACAAGAUACAACGCACGAGUGUAGAAUGUAUUUAUCGUUAACACCACCUAUUUGUACUAGUAGAAAUAUCAACAGGUGACUGUAGCGGUGAAUCAAUUGACGUUAACGCUAACACUUUUCUUGUCUAAACGUUUGCUAGCGAGGAUAGCUAACUUAGCGUAAGUAGUUAUUUGCAUGUUUCGGCCUGUCAGUCUCGCUGGAUUGUACUGAAUUAUCCUCAUUUAGGACAGCUAACCGACCGAAAAAGCGAUGUCGUCAAGGGCUUGGCAACAUCCCUAUGUCAACAUCUUCAAGCAUGUGCGCGUCGAAGAGUGGAAGAGAUCCAGCCGGGAAGGAGACGUCAGCUCCUACAUGGAUAAAGCCCUCAAGUGCUCCGUCUUCCGGAUCCGUGGCUCAGUUCCGGCCGGCAACUACAUCCUGCUGCCCAAGAGCAGCAGCCAGUCCCUGGGCCUCACGGGGCGCUUCUUCUACCUGCUCUUCAGGCCCUCCCCGGGGAAACACUUCGUGGUGCAUCUGGACGUGGUCGCGGAGGAGGGUCAGGUGAUCCGGGUGUCCUUCUCCAACAUGUUCAAGGAGUUUAAGUCCAGCUCCACCUGCCUGCAGCUCCCCUUCAUCUGCGGCUCAGCACAGGGCUCAGUGUACGAGAGCACGGCACGCACCGCCAGACAGGGUCUAGUGGGGCCUGCUCCAACAUGUGUGCGCUGGGUGUGUUUGGUGAUGGACUUGCAUUAUCUGGUCUCUGUCUACCUGAACCGGCGCUACAGCCACCUGAAAGCACUGAAGCUGUGUGCCAACAUGAGCGUCAAAAACACCAUGACCAGCGACCUGCUGCUGGACCCAGGUAUGUGUUUCUCCGCGAUGAAGCGUGGUGGUGUUGUGAUGGAGGAGGGCAAUGCCCCCAUGCCCAGAGAGAUGAGUUUCCCCGUACCCAAGGGCUGCACCUGGCAUGACCUCUACGACUACAUCAGGUUCCCCUCUGACGGGAUGAAGAUGCCAUUUGAUUCCAUUCAGAAAGGGGAAACUAACAAGGCAAAGACUAAAGAGUGUCACAGCCCGGAUAGGCAGGAGAGUGUGUGUGUGAGCCUCAGCAAACCUGCCCGUGACAGAGUCUCUCUCAUCCAGCAGAUCACCACUCCCAGACCUCAACCCAAGCAAAAGAAGGUGACCCUGCUGACCCCCUCUCUGUCUGAGGUGGCCCCUCUGAACAUCACAAGGGCGGCGGGAGACGGGGGGUGUGUGGACGAUGGAGGGGUGCAUGUGUUCGCCCCGCCUGUGGACGAUGACGGUGACGUAUUCACUGGCCGUUCGUCAGUCUCACACUCACCGAUACAGGAGGUGGUGUGUGCUGAAGUAUUCCGUCCCAUCUCUCUGCCUGCCGCUAAAGCCAGUCAACAACGGAAGCUGCAUCCAGACCCAAUGCUACGCCUGAACAGGAUCAUUGGCUUUGGAGGCAAAACCACGAAGAAUGUUGUGUGGAAUAAGCUGUGUGAUGAGGUCAUCUAUCCCUGCCACGCUGUCAUUAUCGCCAUGAAGAUCUGCUCCGGGAAGCAGCGCUUUUUCAUUGGUCACACAGAUAAGGUCUCUGCUCUGGCGUUGAAUGGCAGCUGCUCUCUCCUGGCGUCGGCACAGGCAGACACACACACACUGCUGCGUCUGUGGAACUAUGAGACAGGCCAGUGUCUCGCCCUGGUCAACACACACGCACACUCCCUCAGCAUCCUCAGCUUCUCCUACAGUGGAAGGGUCUUGUGUGGAGUGGGGAAGGACAGCCACAGUAAAACUAUGCUUGUGGUGUGGAAUACAGAGAGUGUAGCCAAGCAGGGAGUGGUGUGUGUCUUGGGUAAAGCACACACGGACGUGGACAUCAGAGCUCUUCAGAUCACCUGCUGUGAUGAGACACGGAUGGUGUCGUGUGGGAUUGGAAACGUGCGUCUGUGGAGGUUGAGGGGCGGGUCCCUGCGCUCCUGUCCUCUGAACCUGGAUCAGUUCCACAGCCUGGAGUUCACCGACCUCGCUCUGCUGCACUCACACUCUGCAGACGCAACUGAAGAACACACACUGUUUGUGAGCAGUAAGAGUGGUCACAUCCUGGAGGUGGACUACGCUGCCGUGGCGAUAAAGAAUGUCAGGAGAGUCCUCCCCACUCAGCCAAGCCACGGCCAGCGUAGAGAGAAGCAGACCUUCAGCACGGGUCAAGGUAUUGCGGUGAACAGCAUCAGUGUGUGUGAGGGGUUCUGUGCCACUGGAUCUGAGGACGGCUACAUGAGGCUCUGGCCUCUUGACUUCAGUGCAGUCUUCCUGGAGGCAGAGCAUGAGGGACCGGUGUGUCACGUGUGUAUCUCUGACGACGGCCUGAAGGUCCUGGCGUCCACCAGCACCGGCAGCGUGGGUUACCUGGACGUGGCCAGCCGCGGCUACAGCACGGUGAUGCGCUCGCACACACACACCGUUCUCGGCUUCAGCAUCGACGGCAUCCGCCGCCGCAUCACCACCGCCUCCAGGGACGGCACGGUGCGUGUGUGGGAUAUGGACUCCAUGCAGCAGUUGUAUGAUUUUGUGUCUGAGGAUACUCCCUCCUCCGUGGCGUUCCACCCCAGCCUCCCCGUCUUCUGCUGUGGUUCCAGCUCCGGGCGCAUCCGUGUCUUUGACAUCACCACCGCCAGCAUGCUAGCCCAGCACAGGAAACACACGGAGACUGUGGUGGGCUGUGUGUUCUCUCCUGAUGGGGAGUGUUUGUUCAGUGGCGGUGCCGACGGCUCCUUGGCCCUCUACAACUCCGGUCACCAGGAGCUCCCGGCCAUCCGGGUGCUGGGUAACGUGUUGGCACGGGGCAUAGAGCGCGCCCCUGAUGCGCUGGUUGUCAGCGGAGACAACUCUCGGCUGGCCUUCAUUGGCCCCACAGAGCACACAGUCACCAUAAUGGAUGCACGCUCACUUGAUGAGGUCCUGCGUGUGGAUGUCAGCAUACUGGACUUGGACAGCCCCAAACUGGACUCUGCUCUUAAAGUCUGCUUCUCCCCUUCCACACCUGGACACCUGCUCAUCUCCACCUCUGCCAACAAGAUCCUCUACGUACACAUGCACACUGGGAAGCUGCAGAGAGAGGUGUGUGAUGUUCAUAAGAAGUGCUGCUGGUCGCUAGCGGUCAGUGAGGAUAGCCGUUACCUGCUUACUGCCGGAUGUAACACGUUAAAGGUGUGGGACUACAACAUGAGCCUCGACAUCAACUCUCAGGUGUUCAUUGGCCACUCUGAGCCCAUCAAACAGGUGAGCUUCACACCGGAUCAGAUGGGUGUGGUAUCUGUGGGCGACGCCCUCUUCUUCUGGGACUUCCUGGCACACCCUCAAGAAGCAAUGCUUCGGUCUCCCGCCAUCCUGGGGUCUCCUCCCAAAGCAGGCCCGUCAGGUGACUUGGGGGCAUUGACCAAUGGAAUGCUGCAUUCCAAUGGGAUGCCUCGAGGCCCAGCCCCCCUUCCCUCAUUGGGCAUGAGCUCCAUUGAGAGGCCGGCACACGAUGCUCUUGAAGUCUUGUCUCUGAAUGAGGAUGCUGAUCUACCACGCAGCCCCUCCCCUUCACCAGCUCCCAGCCCUGCCCCCAAACACGCUUCCUUCCUUAGAGUCACUCAGAGGUCAGGGGGUGGAGCGUCUCCAGAGCAGCCAGCCAAUCAGCUGAGGGAAGAGCACAUUGGGAACGCCUCAAAGGCGGAGCGUCCUGACUGCUACAAACACUUCACGCCGCGUUAUAACACCUCCACCUCGGGACAGGAUUCUGUGUUUCUGCCUCAGAGUGCUGUAGCCCCUCCCGCUGGAGAGGAGGGCCUGAGACUGAAAGCUGUGAUUGGCUAUAAUGGGAAUGGGCGUGGCAAUAUGGUAUGGAACCCAGACACUGGUCUGUUUGUGUACACCUGUGGCUGUGUGUGUGUUGUGGAGAACCUGCACACGGGCUCUCAGAGGCACUGGCUCGGACACACAGAGGAGAUCUCCACCCUCGCCAUUUCCCACGAUGCACAGUUAGUGGCAUCAGCGUCUGGGAGUGGCGCCUCAACGAAGAGCCUCAUCUGCAUAUGGAAUGCCCUGGAUGGUUCCCGUAGAAACAGUAUGUCGUUUCACAAGGGCGCAGUGCAGAGUAUGGCCUUCUCCAGGGAUGACCGCUACUUCCUGUCUGUAGGUGACUUCAGUGAGCAGGAGGUGGCGCUGUGGAGCGGGAGCUGCUUUGAGCUCCUGUGUCACGUGACAGCGCCGUGGGCCAUCCACGAGGCCCGCUUCAGCCCCACCAGUGACGGCCUGCUCGCCUGCACGGGAGAUUCCGGAAUUCUCUUCUGCAGCAUACACACACAUGGUGUGCAGACGGAACUUCAGGUGCAGAAUGUGUGUGUGCCUGAUGAUGUUGGCGACGCUGAGCUGACAUCUCUGUGCUUCAACGCCAACGGCCUGCUCUUCACAGGCACGAGUGGCGGACAGGUGUGUGUGUGGGACUGCAACACACACCGCUGCUUCAUGAGCUGGGAGGCCGACGAGGGAGAGAUAGGGGUGCUUCUGUGUUGUGGCAACAGGCUGGUGUGUGGAAGCAACAGCAGGCGUUUGAGGCUGUGGUCAGUGGCAGCCGUCCAAGCCCUUAGACCCCAGGGGACAGAGAGGUCACAGGACAGCCCUGCCGUGCUACUGGAGCAGGAGAUGCAGCUGGACGGGGCCGUGGUCAGUGCCACCUUCGAUGAUGUCAUGGACAUGGGCAUUGUGGGCACCACGGCGGGUACUCUGUGGUACAUCAACUGGGCAGAGAGCACCAGCAUACGGCUCAUCAACGGCCACAAAAGCAAGGUGAAUGGUGUAUUGUUCAGUCCAGACGAGAGCCGUUUUGCUACCUGCGGACAGGAUGGGAGUUUGAGAGUCUGGGCGUCGCCUAGCAACGAACUCCUGGUGCAGUUCCAAGUGCUCAAUCAGAGCUGUGAGUGUGUGUGCUGGAGCCCAGGGAAUUCUGCAGUGUGUGUGUCGGGCGGCUACAGUGAUGGAACAGUCCGUGUGUUCAACCUGACCUCGUCUGAGAUGGAGCUGAAGAUGCAGCCCCAUUCAACUGCAGUCAGCGCCCUGCUCUACUCCUGCCAUGGUCUGGUGCUGUUAUCAGCAGGACGAGAUGGUGUGAUCGCUGUCAUCUGUCCGGUUACUGGGGCAACUUUACGCAUCAUUAGCGAUCACAAAGGGGCUCCCAUCACCACCAUGCAAAGUGUCAAAAAACAGUAUAAAGAGUUUGGGCUUCAGGGUGAUGAGCUCUGGUUGGCAGUCAGUGCCGAUAGGCGUGUCAGUGUCUGGGCUGCUGAUUGGAAGAAGGACAAAUGUGAGAUGCUUGAUUGGCUGAGUUUUCCCGCCCCUGCUGCCCCUGAGAACGGGGAUGUCUUACCACCAAGCCUGGCUGCCUUCAGUCCUUGUGAGCGAGGGGUCCUUGUUUACACUGGCUAUGGAGUAACAAAAGAGCUCACCUUCUACUGCCUGAACAAAAAACAGGUCCUGAGAACCAUUUCUUUAGCAGACUGGGCACUUUGCCUUAGUCUCUGUUCUAAGGGACGACUACUUGCUGUCGGCUCAAAGCACCGUGUGGUGAAGUUGCUCCACAGCUCCUCAGGUCGUUUUCAGGACUUCACCCCUCACGGCGACUCCAUCCAGCUCUGCAGCUUCUCCCCUUCAGGAAAACAGCUGCUUACCUGCGCUCACAACGAGAUAAUACUCUGGAGCACCCACAACCUUUAACACACACACACACACACACACACA
Molecule: messenger RNA, 6494 nt
Organism: Clupea harengus (Atlantic herring)
Lineage: Eukaryota; Metazoa; Chordata; Actinopteri; Clupeiformes; Clupeidae
Gene: wdr90
Product: WD repeat domain 90
Cellular component (GO): centriole
Molecular function (GO): protein binding
Source: RefSeq, a predicted model, not a curated record